This is a messenger RNA of Neolamprologus brichardi, 2056 nucleotides long. The record is from RefSeq and is a predicted model, not a curated record. NCBI's taxonomy places the organism in Eukaryota, Metazoa, Chordata, Actinopteri, Cichliformes, Cichlidae.
AUGGAUGUAGUGAAGGAGGGCAUGUGGAGGGUGGGUAUCGUGACUUCUACACUGAGCGCAGUUGAAAGGACAGAAUCACGGUUGCCCAACACAUCCCAGCCCAAAGGCCUCAAAGACUAUCUUGAGACUUGGGAUUACUCUUUGGUUCCACAAGUGCAUGAACCCUCCAAUGAUGUAAUCAAAGCACAGAGAGGGUACAACUUCAGUAAAAGGUGCCUGGUGUUUGUGCCGGGUGUUGGGAAGCCUUUCGUUGAUAUUUAUUGGUUGGACAAAAAUGGAUUCUUUGAGACUAACACCUCUCACCGUGUCCACAUGUUAGAACAGCGUUUGCUGCCCCAAAAUGGCUCCAGUAAAGGUGCGUGGUUAGAGACCUGGCUGAUAUUUUCUGAGCUAAGGGAGGAGGACUUCUACGUCAACUACACUUGCCGUGCGUACAGUGACAGGGGCUUUCCUGAAAGAUAUUUCAGUCUGCAACCAGAAGUCGGCACGCUUCGAAAGGACCAACCUGAAUUGGACUCCAAGUCUUCGUUCAAAGUGAUAAUAAGACAGGAAAAAUUUGUGUUAGACUUGGAUGGGAAGCUUUACGAUGCCUAUGUGGCAUACCCACAGCCCUGUGACCUCGGAUUCAGCAAGGAUGUGGAAACAUUUGCCCUUCAAACACUGCCUCAUGUGUUGGAAAGGGCCUGCGACUACAAACUCUUCAUAGCAGGCCGUGACUGCCUGCCUGGGCAAGCUAUGGUGGACUCUGUUGAAGAAAACAUACAAGCCAGCCGCCGUGUCCUCCUUCUCUACACUGCUUCCUCUUUUACCACCAAAAGACAUACAAGCAGCACCAGCAGUAAUAAUAACAACAUUUCUAAGAGCGGUGAAUGCGGCGAUGAAAGUCAAAGAAAUGCCAGUGACAGCUUUAGCAUUACAAGCUCUGAUGUCGGUGAUAAAGUCUGUAAAGACACAAGGCAGCAGCUGGAGUGUGUGGCAGCAAUGCACCGAGUGCUGAUCGAGGGCUCCCUCAAGGUGGUUCUGGUUGAGCUGGAAGAGAUCACGCCAGCUCAACUGGCUCUAUUUCCAGAGUCAGUGCGUCAUCUGAGGAAGAAGCAGGGUGCCGUGUGUUGGUGGAAGAACCAGAGGACGAGGCAAAGGUGGAAGACGUGCAUGAGUGGAGCUGAUGUAGAAAAAACUGGAACAGACUCACAGCUGUCAACAUCCCUCUCCCCUUCCUCUAGGUUUUGGAAGGAACUGAGGUAUCACAUGCCUGUCCGGGGCAAGAGGGUCGUGUAUCCUGAAACGAUAGCCUUUCUGUAAUUCUGAUGGCGAUCUGUGUUUGUCAGAUAUUGAACCAGAGAGUACCUGGUUUCUAAUGUAAAUAUGACAGUUGCAUUUACUCACUCACAGGUAGAUCGUGGGCACUGUUAUCAGAAGCAGUGACACCAAGACCCUGAGUCAAGUUUACAGCACAGGCAACUCCAAAUGUUCUCUCAGCAGAGAUGUCACCUUUACCUUCUGUGGAACUUGAAUAAAAAAGUGUAAGAAAUGUGGAUAGUAUUGGCUAAAGAUGACAGCUGGUCAUGGACAGAUCAGUGCAGUGUCUGAAUUGUCCACAGUUUGUAUGUGAACUGCUGACAAUCUGUAACAGAAGGGGCCUGAAAAAUAAUGCAGAUGAAAAUAGCUUGAAUGGUCGUACAGUUAUUUUAUUACCACAAUCCUCAACAUCCCAGCUGACACUGGGCGAUAGGCAUAUCAGGAAAUGUACAUAUGUAUGAUUAAACUUGUAAAUAUGUAGAAAAAAUAUAUAAAUUAACAUGUAAAAACUGUAAAGAUGAACAACCAGAAAAGUAUACAUUCAUGAUGAUUUUUUAAAUUUAUGUAUAUUAUUUGUAAAAACAACAUCAUGAAAUGAGGCUGCAUAAAAAUCUAGGUUAAAAUGUAUGCGCUAACAUUUUUAAUCAAUGAUUUUUUUUUUUUUUACUUAUGAUUCUGGGAAAUUGUAAAUACUCUGUUUUCUAUUUGAAUUUUUUUUUAAAGUGUGACUAUUUUGCAAAUAAAAAGAUUAUUUUCA